GAAGAAAACAUGGAAAAGGAAAACGCCGCGUGAACCGGAAGUCGGGGUCGGCGGGCCCGCCGCACAUGCGCAGAUAACUCUUCGGAAGGUCGGUAACCGGACACAAGAUGGCGGAGCUGGGUGAGGCGGACGAAGCCGAGUUGCAACGCCUGGUGGCGGCCGAACAGCAGAAAGCGCAGUUUACUGCACAGGUGCAUCACUUCAUGGAGCUAUGUUGGGAUAAAUGUGUGGAGAAGCCAGGGAAUCGCUUAGACUCUCGCACUGAAAAUUGUCUGUCUAGCUGUGUGGACCGCUUCAUUGACACUACUCUUGCUAUCACCAGUCGGUUUGCCCAGAUUGUACAGAAAGGAGGGCAGUAAGCCAUCCCCUGGAAGAAUGACACAAGCAGCAAAGGACUUAUUAAGCAGACUGAAGGGCCAGUGGGGGAAGGUUGUCAGCCCUCUGUUAGGUUAACUUCAGGCUGUUACCAAGCCUGUUGGUGCUAAAAAGUAACAGAUCAAAUGUUCAAAGUGAAAUUUAUUUAUUGGGAAUUCAGAAACUCCAUCUUGUAUCACAACAAUAUAUUCAAUAAAUGUGAAUUCUCCAACUCUC
Messenger RNA from Odocoileus virginianus texanus, 591 nucleotides. It is a transcript of the gene TIMM8B, whose product is annotated as translocase of inner mitochondrial membrane 8 homolog B. Lineage: Eukaryota; Metazoa; Chordata; Mammalia; Artiodactyla; Cervidae. The record is from RefSeq and is a predicted model, not a curated record.